AUGGAGUCUUCUUCCAAUAGCCCCACUCUAUACAGUCACAGAUUUCUGCUCACAGAUCAUAUCUCACCUGAUUACAAUCACCAUUCCAGAAAUAUAAGAUUCGACCGCAUUGUUUUCGCAAUCAUGGUAGCGGCAAUAAGUCUCAGCAUCAUCUUUUUCAUACUCUUCAAACGGUUUUGCCGAUCGGACUGCUCUUCGGACGAGAAUCCCACCGUGUCUAGGCCGUCCGUAGACAGCGAACUCAAGCAGAUUCCCGUCCUCGUAUAUGGGGAAUCGACUUCGGAGGUCGAAAGCUGCGCUAUAUGCUUGGAAGAGUAUGUGAAGGGAGAGAAGGUGAGGGUGUUGCCGAGGUGUAAGCACAUGUUCCAUAAGGAGUGUAUCGAAGAAUGGUUUGAGGUUCCGUCUUUGCAUUGUCCAAUUUGUAGGGAUCGAGUGCUGGAGCAUUGUCUACAAUCGGCGAGGUCUGAUAAUUGCAGGACUCAAAGGCAUCAUAGUGAUAAUCAGCUUCAUCCAUUGGCUCUCUAUGGUACUGGUAUACGUAAUACAUAUGUCUAA
Molecule: messenger RNA, 555 nt
Organism: Hibiscus syriacus
Lineage: Eukaryota; Viridiplantae; Streptophyta; Magnoliopsida; Malvales; Malvaceae
Product: RING-H2 finger protein ATL74-like
Exons: 1
Coding region: 1-555 (184 amino acids)
Source: RefSeq, a predicted model, not a curated record